This is a messenger RNA of Corvus hawaiiensis (hawaiian crow), 2555 nucleotides long. RefSeq names its product metabolism of cobalamin associated D (gene MMADHC). The coding region runs from base 61 to 951 and encodes 296 amino acids. Gene Ontology annotation, cellular component: mitochondrion. The transcript has 8 exons. Lineage: Eukaryota; Metazoa; Chordata; Aves; Passeriformes; Corvidae. The record is from RefSeq and is a predicted model, not a curated record. Gene Ontology annotation, biological process: cobalamin metabolic process.
CGCCAUUUUGCAGGAAGAGGGGUAUCCGGGCCUGUCAGCGAGGGGAGAGCACCGUUUGCCAUGGCCAAUGUGCUCUGUAACAGAGCAAGAUUGGUCACCUACCUCCCAGGCUUUUAUUCCUUAGUCAAAAGAGUUGGGAAUCCCAAGGCUUUUUCCACAGCAGGUUCCUCUGGCUCAGAUGAGCCUCACGUGGCUGCUGCACCUCCUGACUUAUGUCCCAGGACUGUGUGGCCGGAUGAGGUGAUGGGGCCCUUUGGUCCCCAGGACCAGAGGUUCCAGCUGCCUGGGAAUAUUGGCUUUGACUGCCACCUCAAUGGCACAGCUUCCCAGAAGAAAUCCCAAGCUUCCAAGAGCCUCCCUGAUAUUUUAGCAGAGCCCUCAGCAAGCGAGAGGCAUGAAUUUGUGAUGGCACAAUACAUCAAUGAGUUCCAGGGUGCUGAUGCUCCCCAGAAGCAGCAAAUCAAUAAUGCUGAAACCUACUUUGAAAAUGCCAAGGUGGAAUGUGCAGUGCAAGCCUGUCCUGAGCUGCUGAGAAAAGACUUCGAGUCCCUGUUCCCAGAGGUGAAUUCCCACCGUUUGACUGUGCUGACUGUCACCCAGAAGACUAAAAAUGACAUGACCGUGUGGAGCCAGGAGGUGGAGGAUGAGAGAGAGAUGCUCUUAGAAAAUUUCAUCAAUGGUGCCAAGGAAAUCUGCUAUGCAAUUUCUUCUGAAGGCUACUGGGCUGAUUUCAUUGAUCCAUCCUCAGGACUGGCAUUUUUUGGGCCUUACACCAACAACCCCCUGUUCGAGACCGACGAGCGCUAUCGGCAUUUGGGAUUUUCCGUGGAUGACCUGGGAUGCUGCAAAGUGAUCAGGCACAACCUUUGGGGUACCCACGUGGUUGUGGGGAGCAUUUUCACCAACGCUGAGCCUGACAGCCCCAUCAUGAGGAAACUCAGUGGCAACUGAGUCCUCAAACUCAGCUCCCUCAGGUUCUUGUGACCUUUGCGUUCUUCGACUUGAUGAUUCUCCCUCGGCAUUGUCAGGAAUUCCUCACUCCCAAGUGUUCUUAGAGAAUAAAGUAGCUGUUAUUUAUUUGUAGUCUUUUGGGAAUAUGUGCUCACCACGUGUGACUUGGAAUUGACAGCAUUCAGGCAGGAGUUUAAAUGUGGUUAUCAUUUCCUUUUUUCAUCUUCUCUCCCAUCUUCACUUAGCUCAACAAUUCUGCCUUUCACUGGCCAACUUAAUAUUCAAAAUCCUCUGAAAAUGCCACUGAAAUUUCCAGCAAUUCUGCCAUUCCUGAAAUUAGGAACUGGCAAAAAAAAAAAGAAAAAAUGGAAUGAGUCAUGAAAUUGUUCUCCCAGAAUACAGAACUUAAUAAAAUCUGCAGGACUGGGCUCAUCACUCAUUUGCUGUUGGAAAAUGAGAAUGAGGUCAACUUUCAGUGGUCUCCAACUCAUCCAGAGACUCCGUAAGAAGUCCUUAAUUACCCUUGGAAUUACUCAUCUCUUACUGUUUUUUGUCUUCAUGGUGCUUGGGAUUUUUUUCCUCAGUGUUAGCUAAAUAUAUUUAAUUAGUUUAUAUCUAUAAAUGUAAUUUCAGGUUGCUUUUGUAACUUUCUUAGGUCAUUAAAUACGUUGUGAAAAAAAGAGAUAAUAGGGCAAUGCUUGGAUCUCAUCGUUGUUUUCCUGUACUUGGAUGCAAUCUAGACUUGCCUCUGGAAUUUGGAAAUGCGAAGAGAGCAAUUAGGAUCAAUUAUUGCAAUUACAAGGAUGUUUCAACAGGAAGGUUCCGGGCUCCUCAGCUAUCAGAAAAACAAUCAGAUCAAUCGGGGAACAACAGGGAAGACAUUCCAAGGCACCUGAAAUACCUGGAAUUUCAAUGCCUUGCAAUUUGGCUCCAGGGAUGAAGCAGUAAAUCAGAUUUUAAUCUCAUCCCAGUCAAUCUUGGAGCAAUUUUUGGUGGCACAGUGGGAACCUUCAGUGUUUAUUCCGUGGGAAUGCGGUGCAGCUCAGUGUGGAUGUGGCUGCACAGGAUGAGGAUCCAGGAACUGUAACUUUGUCAUUGGUCUUUUCCCAGCCUUACCCAACUCCGUGGAUUUCCAGCCUGUCCCAGGAGCGUGUGGCUCUGCUGUUCCCUCCCCAGGGUCUGAGCCAGCCCCACCAAAGCUUUUAUGGCUUUAGAACCAGCUCCUUGACCAAGUGCCUCUCUCUGUCCUUGUCACCACUGCACAUCUGUGACUUUGCUGGAUCUUCACUGGGAGCCAGGAAGACUUCCCAAAGGAAGAGUGAGUGUUCUCCAUUCCCAAUUCCCUCCUCAAGCCAGCAAUUCCAAAGUUUUCCCGCCCCCCUGCAGCGUUGUCACCGCUGGUGGCUCUGCCCUGCCCACAUUCCAAGGGUGAAGCGCCCGAAUUUUGGGGCAGGAUUGAUUCCUUUCCCAUGGAAUUUGUGCUGUGAUUCCAGAGCCCCAUCCCUGAUCUCUGCUAUCCAUAAAAGCUCUGUUACUUCCAAGGAUUUUAUUGCUGUUUUUUUUCCUCCUUCUCAUCGAGAGGAUUAAAGAAGUUGAGAACUUCA